ACUGUCAGUUAUCAAACAAGAUGCGUCAAAUGUAACAAAAAAAGUUAAAAUUAUAUAAGUAAAAAUUAUUUUAAAUUACAAGUGAAAUGCCCAACACGAGGCGUCGGAGGUUUUCCGUACAGAAUGAGAUCGCCGGCCGAGAAAGCAAAUUGCAAAAUGGUUUGCCAAUCAGUCACUCCGACCCCGAUACAGAACUAAAAGUGGUGGCCACAAACAUAGUUGCGACAAAAUCAUCGAGACUUAAAAACAAGGUAUAUGCGAACAGCUCCAAAUGUCAAACUUUGGAGAUUGUAGCAGAAUGUGAAAGUACUAUAUCAGUAAGUACUGUCAAAAAACAAUCAACCGUGACUAUGGACAAAGCUGUAUACGCAAGUUCGAAUACUCUCUUAAAUCCAGAGAAUGCCACUGAAGAAUCAAUCAAUCCUUUAAGUGCUAAUCGAUCAAGAACAGUAGCAACGGCGAUCGAAAUACAGAAGAAAAGAGAUGAGAGGCAAUUGUCUAGAGAGAGAACACCCGCUAGAAGAGACAAGCAUCCACGUCAACAUCGCAUCAAGGUUAGAAGUCCUAAGCGUCGUAUACCACUUAUAGAACAACCGAAUAAUAAAGCAAUAGACAAUAAUAAAAGAACAACAGGAACCACGGCUAUUAACUGGGACUCAGAAGUUGAACUUUGCAGCCCAGACAACGUGAACAAUGUAAUAGAUACUUUCGAAGAAGUGGAGAGGACGAGUAAUCAUUCUAUAGAUGACAUGUGUCGCAUCUGUCAUGGCGGCGAGUCAUUAUCACCAGAACUCGGGCGUUUGAUAUCUGCGUGUUCUUGUCGAGGAACCGUUGGUAGGGUCCAUGUGAAAUGUUUGGAGCGAUGGUUGACCGAAUCAGGGAAAUCUAGAUGCGAAUUGUGUGGGACCCGGUAUGCGACGAGACGCGUGCAUAGGUACGGCGUACCGAGGGCGUUAGUUAUGUGGGUACUGAGCCAAAAUGCUAAACAGUUGAUGGUGGACAGUCUCGGUAUUAUGCUGAUGUCACCUCUCGCAGUGCUGGCCGCGUGGUUGUCAGGACGUACGUUGGCUGGUCUGAUGACGCAAGAGAGUCACGUGACCCCUUGGCCACUAGCCUCCACUUUUGUACUGGCCUGUAUGACACUAGUAUGUUACUACUGCUGGAUAGUGUCAGCAGCGACCCGCCACGCUCUCGGCUGGUGGAUUUGGUACAGAUCUCAAUACGAAGUCAGGCUCCAAAUACAAGAAAACGAAGAUUAAUACUUACACAAAAUAUUUAUUUAUUUCUUGUCGCCCUGCAAUGUUUAUAAUUUUAUAUACCAAUUAUUUUAUGGUUGAGUUAAUAAACGCAAACGUAAACGAUAUCUUUGAGUACAUUUUUAGACCCGAUUGUCUUCAGGCCAGUAGUUAUUGCGUAAGAAAUAAUACAUGCUCCAUAUAAAUUGUGUCAGGGUUCUAUCUUAACCUUUAACUACUGACGUGGGUGUCUCAUAGACGGCGUGUUCACGAAUAUAAGAAUUUUCCAAAAAA
Spodoptera litura is the source of this 1529-nucleotide messenger RNA. RefSeq lists its product as uncharacterized. NCBI's taxonomy places the organism in Eukaryota, Metazoa, Arthropoda, Insecta, Lepidoptera, Noctuidae. Gene Ontology annotation, biological process: protein ubiquitination. The record is from RefSeq and is a predicted model, not a curated record. Gene Ontology annotation, molecular function: zinc ion binding; ubiquitin-protein transferase activity.